Messenger RNA from Cladocopium goreaui, 1594 nucleotides. Lineage: Eukaryota; Dinophyceae; Suessiales; Symbiodiniaceae. The record is from the annotation of a GenBank genome assembly.
AGGAGACAGAUCCGUGGACCUGUGUCUAUGGCGAAAGAUAAGGCGAUUCAAAGCUUGGUCCCGGCGGGUGCCACCUUGGUCGUCUCGGCCCUGCUGCUGCGGCGAUGGUGGAGGUCGAGGAAAGAACCUCCGAGUUUUCAGAUGGGUUUGCCAGUCUUUGGUCCCAUCAUUCAAUUUCUGAAGGACCCAAUGGAACUCAUCAGAUUGGGUUAUCAGAAGAUGGGCGGCAUCUUCAAGGUGAACUUCCUGGCGAUGGACAUGGUUUACCUUGUGGGAUCCGAAGGUCAGGAAUUUUUCUUUACUUCUGACAAAUAUUUGGAUCAAGCCAAGAUGUACAAAUUCACGGUCCCCAUUUUUGGUCCCAAGGUCUUGUACGACGUGGACUACAGCACGCGAACUUGUCAAUUGCGCUUCAUUCGCGAGCGUUUGACUGAUAGCUACAUCCGCUCUUACACCAGUACCUUGGAGGAGGAAGUGGUGCAAUUUUUUGAUGAAUGUUGGGGCGACAACGGUACCUGCUGCAUCCGAGAGUCUAUGCAGGAGCUGCUGACCCGAACCAGCAUCCGAUGCCUCAUGGGUCAUGAGCUGCGAGUUGCAAUGACUGCGACCAAGCCGGGAGAACGAAGCAUCGUGGAAAUGCUGCACAUCCUUGAGAAAGGCAUGCUGCCGAUGUCUGUCUUUUGGCCCCAUGCGCCCAUCAAGAGACAUCGCGAAAGAGAUCAGGCGCGCCGUGAGAUCCACGAGAUGAUCAAACCCAUUUUGGACCAGCGACGCGCGAAAGCUGACAAAACAGAGAAGGACUUUAUGCAGUCCGUUCUGAACUCCAGCUAUCCGGACGGCCGAGCCAUCACGGAUGAGGAGAUCGUGGGCUUUUUGAUCGCUGCCUUCUUCGGGGGAAUGCACAACAGCGCCAUCACCACUUCUUGGUCGACGUUGGAAGUCUUUAGCCGCCCCGAGCUCGUUCAAGAGCUUCUGGAGGAGCAACGCCAGGCCUUGGGCAGCGACACGGAGCCCUUCACCUUCGCGGCCUACGAGAAGAUGAAAAAGUUGCGGGCUGCCGUGAGCGAAGUUCUCCGGAUGCAUGCUCCUCUCUUCCUUUUGAUGAGAACGGUGGAGCAGGACGUUGACUUCAAGGGCUACACCAUUCGUGCAGGCAACGUUGUUGCGUGCUCGCCCAAUGUGAGCCACAUGCUGGAUGAUUGCUACGCCAAAGCGAAGACCUUUGACCCUAAGCGCUUCAUCAAUGGCAUCGAGGACGAGUUUAAUUUCAUUUCUUUCGGCGGUGGUCGACGUGUAUGCAAGGGACAAGAAUUUGGAUAUUUGCAGGUCCUUUGCGCAAUCUCACACAUGCUGCGUCACUACGACAUCGAGUGCAUCGAUGGCGUGCCACCGCCCACCAUCGCACAAGAUGGCAUGGUCAUUGCACCCAUGCAACCCUCGCGAGUGCAGUACAAGCGAAAGGCAAGUGUCAAGAAGUGAUCUCUUGGUACGGCCAGUGCUGCACACGCUUCGGCGCAAACGAAGCUCCAAGAUUUUACCAAUAAGCAUCCCAGCAAAAGAAAAUUAGAAUUUAGUGCCAUUUCACUGAUCAGCG